CACAGCUCAACGCCUGGGAUCGGACGGCAAAUAAUAACACGGCCAGCGCAGCUAUACCGUUCAAAUAUCUCUUGAUACUUUUUGACGUGAUGGGUCAACCGUGUUCCUUUUUUGCUUCUUGGUAUCUGCAUCAAAAAGAGGCAUCGAGCAAAAAGAUGCGAAUAGGGGGCGCUCUUGCCCCCUUAUUCGAUGCUGAGAAAUGACAUGAUGUCCGUUCGAGGAAGCCGUGAGCGAUUGUCUUGGUUAUUUUUGGAGGAAAGAUCUCAUCAACCUUGUUGUCCGAAACAUGACUUUCUCCUUUUUUUUUCUUUUUUUUUUCUUUUUUUCUUCCUUUUCUUCCCACAAUAUGCCACUCUGGUCUUGCUGUUUUUUCAACAACACCUUCCCCUCCGGGACGGGAGAGCUUCGUGUCUGCAUCGUCCAUCGUCAUCCCAGUGGCAUCAGCUUUCUCCCUGCCACUGUUGUACUCCCGGCCUGUGGUUACCAUCCCAGGCCUUUGCUUUCUUUUGCUCUAUGUUAUCAUCAGACUCCCUUGCCAGAAUGGACAACCUGACUAGCGCCUCAUCGGGGAGCUCCAUGUCCCCAACGGCUACGGACAAGGAGACCAAGUUGAACCCCAAGUCUCGCGUUUCCAUCUUUGCCACGCUUCGUCGCAAGACUUCCCGAAUUUUUGUUACCAAAAACACACCUUCACAAACACCAAUGCCCUUUACAGAUUAUCAACCACAGCAAAGACGACGUUGGUUCAACUCUGUAGGUGGCCGGCACUCUCAACGGCAGAACAUUCGGGACCACUUUGAGCGCGACGAAAGGACAGAAACCCCAACUACACCAACUACACCAACACCGUACUCGAACAGAGAUGGCCCAACCCCUCCUCACUCGCCCGCCAGGCGGUUGUUGAGGACGACUAGCUCCAUGUUUCUCUCGCUCCGUGGCAGGUUUCAACAAGAAAGCCCCGGCAGCCCCGAGAGUCACUAUCAGCAAAGGGCUAGCAAUGAUGAUGACAAUGGCAGUGAUCAUGUCACCGGCGUCUGCGAUCCAGUCGUACCAAAAGCUCCCGUCCUGGCCUUGCCGGCGGAUGUCAAGACAAGAGCAGGUUGGCUAAGCCGCCGAAGCUCUUUUCAACUAGGCGUUCAGAAGGCUGUCCAGGACACGGUCGAUAAGAACUUCUCUUUGGACUCUGCUUAUGACACACCUGUAUCCCUUGGCCCGCGAAGCCGUCCGACAUUGCCACCGCUUACUACCAUAGCUUCGAUGAAUUCUUCGCUAGAGGAAGCUUCACGUCUGUAUGACACAAGAAUCGGUUUGCUGACCAGUGCGAGGGACGGUUGCCUCACUAGUCCAAGCAUGUCAACUUGUGCAAACCCGUCGGGGACCCCCCGGGAGUUUUCCUCGGACUCGCCAACUCUUCCCAGCAGUAGUCAGCAAGACUCGGCUCGGACAUCGCUAGACACGACGGUGAAUGGCAACAGCAACUCGUUGAGCAGCCCCAAGACGUUUUCAUCCAAUGUCAGCAUCCCUUCCCGCCAGCGCCGUAUUCUGUCGGAUUCUUCCUGGUCGCCAGAGUCACCAGAGGCACCGGUUUGCACCGCCUGCGGAAGCGCCAACCAGUCUCGUCUGAUGGAGCGAAGCCUAUGCGAGCUCAACCAACUCAGUGAUGAGGAAUUGGAGGCACUGUUUAGGAACAAACUUGGGGGGUUGUCACUGGUUUCGGUGGCCUCAUCGAGGGGACAUUGUGGUCCAUAUGGCAGCGGCAGUAAGGUUGGUGCUGACGAGGCGGCAGAGUUGGAGCUGAACAGAGCAGAGGAGCAAGAUGACAAGAAUACAACGGCGAGCAUCUUGGAAGGGGAUUCGAACAUGUGUGCGAGCACUCCGAGGCGGUCUCUGCGGGAGGAGCUGUUGCAGGUUGGGGAGGCAUCGCAGAUUAGCUGGAGUACCUCACAGCAGCUUGAGGGACACGUCUUUGGCAAGCCCACCAAGAAGGAGUUUUGUUAUGACAACCUUCACAUCAGCCGCAAUGCUUGGGACACCAACUUGCUCAAAGUCAACCCCGAGUACAUCUCCGUGAACUGGGAGUCGAGUGGUGGUGGUGCUUUCGCUGUCAUCCCCGUAAACGAGCGCGGCAAGCUCCCCGACCAAAUACCGCUGUUCCGUGGACACACUGCUGCUGUGUUGGAUACUGACUGGAACCCGUUCAACGAUCGCAUCAUUGCCUCGGCCUCGGAUGACGGCAAGGUGUUCAUCUGGGAGGUGCCGCAAGGGUUCACACUUCAUACCGAUGCGGAAGAGAUUGUUGAUGUAGCUCCUGUUAGCAAGCUGGGUGGACAUUCCAGGAAAGUUGGACAUGUUCUCUUCAACCCGGCCGCCGAGAACAUCCUGGCCUCUUCUUCCGGCGAUCAGACUAUCAAGCUGUGGGAUAUCGGUACCGGGCAGGCUGGUCACACUCUGAAGCACCCCGAGAUUGUGCAGAGCUUGUCGUGGAGUGCCAAUGGCGCCAUGUUGGUGACUACCUCGAGAGACAAGAAGCUCCGCGUCUGGGAUGUCAGGCAGGAGAAGCCGGUCCACGAGCACCCCGGCCACGAGGGUGCCAAAAACAGCCGUGCUGUGUGGCUCGGCGAGCACAACCGCAUUGCCACUACCGGCUUUUCGAGGAUGAGUGAGCGGCAAAUCGCUCUCUGGGAACCUGGUCGCGCGCAACCCAUUGGCGGCUUCACUUCUCUCGACUCCAUUUCUGGCGUUUGCAUGCCCUUCUGGGACGACGGAUCCAACUGCCUUUAUCUCGCUGGCAAGGGUGACGGCAACAUUCGCUACUUUGAGUAUCAGAACGACAAGUUCGAGUUCCUCGCCGAGUACAAGUCUGGUGAUCCCCAGCGUGGUGUCGCUUUUGUUCCUCGUCGCGGUAUCAAUGUUCACGAGAACGAGGUUAUGAGAGGUUACAAGACGGUCAACGAUACCUACAUUGAGCCCAUCUCUUUCACCGUGCCUCGUCGCGCCGAGACCUUCCAAUCCGACAUUUUCCCUCCCGCUACCGGUGUCAAGCCCGCCAUGACUGCCAAGGAGUGGUUCAACGGCAAGGAGGGUCUUCCCAACAAGAUCGACUUGGAAAGCAUCUAUGACGGCAAUGCUCCUGUGGAGGUCGCUUCCGACUACAAGCCUCCUGUUGCGAUUCCGGCUCCCGCCCCGGCUCCCGCCCCGGCCACCGCGCCUGUUGCCUCGCCCAAGAAGGAGCCCGAGCCGGCUCCUGUCGCCCGUGCCCCUGCUCCUUCGGUUGCUGACCAAAAGACCUCCAUCUCGGCCAUGGCCAACAAGUUCCAGGACGAUGAGGAGUCUGGCAAUGAUUCCGAGGCCUCGAGCUUCGAGGAGAUCUCGCGUCCCGCUCAGCGCCAGAGCAUCAUCAUCAAGUCACCGAACAAGCCGUUCCCGAUCGCGACUACUCCCCCUCCCGGCACCAAGCACUCUCCUAGUCAGGUGUCCCCUGUCAGAUCCCCCGGCAAUGUAACACCUUCUGUGAAGCAUACCCCUACUCCCUCGGCAGCUACCGCCGCUGCUGCGGCUGCGGCGGCCACGCCCUCUGGGACUCCUAUCGAAGUGUCUCUGGAGCAGAUCAAGCACCUCUUGGUCCAGCAGGCCGUCAUCAUCAGCUCCCAGAGCGAGAAGAUCACCUCCCAGACCAACGUCAUCAACCGCCUUGCCAGCGACGUCGAGACCCUGAAGAAGCGGGUCGAGGCCGGGUCGCAAGAGCAGAGCGAGCGGAUCCGGCUUCUGGAGCUGGAGUUGGAAGAGGCCCGAUCUUGAAGGGUGAACUUUUUGACCGACCUCGAGUUGAAAAGAUUGGCGUUGGAUCUUUUUUUGGUUUUGCUUCUGGGAAGCGGAUUUCACACACACAGAACAAUGCAUGUGAGAUGUGUGUCAUUACGAGCUAUAUGGGUUGUUUGAGUUUUUUUUUUUUCUCUUUAUUAAAGACUAAUUUGGGGGAGAGGAAGGACUGGAGGGAUUUUUUCUUUCCUGUGUUUUUCUGUUGGUGAAGACAUGGUCGGAUGGAAAAAAAGAGAAAAGUCCUGGUCUAUCUCUGGCUUUUUUGGUUGAUUUGGGUUGUUUUGCAAAGUCUUUUUAGCGAAGAAUAGGGGAGGGAGGUGUUUGUUUGGAAGAAGACUACUGGGGGGAGGAGGGGAGGGGAAGCAAGCAGGCAAAGCGAACAAGCAAAAAAAAAAAAAAAAAAUCAAAUACCCAUGAUUUUUUUCAUUAUUUUCUUGUUAUGCGUAUAUGUACAUUUAAUGUCCCCGUCUCUGAGACAUGACAAGAUCAAUAAAGGGUUGUUUUCUAUAACUUUUGUACUCUAUUCUGAGUUAUGUCUAAAAGUGUUGAAGUGUG
This is a messenger RNA of Podospora pseudopauciseta, 4374 nucleotides long. It is a transcript of the gene CRN1, whose product is annotated as Coronin-like protein crn1. The record is from RefSeq and is a predicted model, not a curated record. NCBI's taxonomy places the organism in Eukaryota, Fungi, Ascomycota, Sordariomycetes, Sordariales, Podosporaceae. The transcript has 8 exons. Gene Ontology annotation, biological process: actin filament organization. Bases 190 to 3798 code for a protein of 1202 amino acids. Gene Ontology annotation, molecular function: actin filament binding.